CUGCCAGAAACUUUUUGAAGACAUAGACGAAUUAGACAUGAAGAGUUUCAGUGAAGAGACAACAGGAGCAGAUGUCGAGAGUAUUAAUUCUGUCGAGGUCUCUCCCUAUGUCCCAGAAAUUUUCAGUUUCUCUCUUCUCGGUGGCUCCCAAAAUGUGCUCUCGCAUGGCCUUCCCAAGGUCACUGAUUCCUGUAAUAGCAGUCAGGUUACCAGCACCAUCUGCGCGAGUGGCAGCCACUUUAUCCACUCCACUCCUGGAGAUAUUAAGAAUCCAGGCAAAAUAAGGGUCGGCAAACGCCACCCACUAUUAAACAAUUUUAAACCCGAAUACUGCGUUACCUGUCCUAAAUGUGGAUUAAGUGUAGCUUCAAGAGGACAUCUUAAAAGGCACCUCGCUACUCAUGGUGCUGAUCGAAGCUUCAGGUGUUUGCAUUGUGACUGCUCUUUCAGCCGACGUGAUUUUCUGCAAGACCAUCUUGCUCGUGCUCAUAACAUCGCAUCACAAGAGGGACAUCGCACAACACCAUACCAUUAUAAACCAGAACGUUCGGUUACCUGUCCAGAAUGUGGCAUUACGAUAGCAUCAAAAGGCCACCUUAAAAGACACCAAGAGUCUCAUGGUGCCAAUCGACGCUUCCAGUGUACUAAUUGUGAUUGCUCCUUCAAUCGGAAGACAAAAUUAACGGCUCAUCUGAGUCGUGUUCACGGCUUAUAAAGAUAAUUGUCAUAGUAACUAUUUCUGUAUGACUGAAUAGCUUUUUAAGUUGAUUCUUAUAAAAUGACAUUUUUUAUUGGACAUGUGAAAAUGGAAGUAACAUUUCUUCCUAUUUUUUCAAAAAUGAAUUAGAAAAAUAAUGAUUGCAAUUUUGUAAAAAAAGGUGCCAAACUCUU
This is a messenger RNA of Cherax quadricarinatus, 891 nucleotides long. The record is from RefSeq and is a predicted model, not a curated record. NCBI's taxonomy places the organism in Eukaryota, Metazoa, Arthropoda, Malacostraca, Decapoda, Parastacidae.